Cylindrotheca closterium is the source of this 762-nucleotide messenger RNA. The record is from the annotation of a GenBank genome assembly. Lineage: Eukaryota; Bacillariophyta; Bacillariophyceae; Bacillariales; Bacillariaceae.
AUGAAACAAUACACGAAUCACGAACUGAGUAUGCUUAUGAUACAACACAACAAUGAAGCCGUCACCAAGUUGAGGGGAGGCAAAGUGAUCGAAGCCUUCCAUUUGCUGUCCAAGGCCUGCCGAGCAGUGCAUGAGCUCCAACAACAACAAAACAAAGACAAUGGGUAUUCUGCUAAUGCCGACAAUGAUUGUCAGGAGGACCAUCACCAAUACCAAUACACUUGGCUGGAUUGCUCAAAAGCUGUGGCACACAGGAUGAAGGGAACGAGAAACUUUUGUGAAGGCAGCUUGCCUUUUCUCUUUCUUCAAUUUCUGUGGAUUGAUACUCCAAUGGAAUCAUCAUCAUCAUGUUAUGAUUCCAUGAUGAUGGACGAGAUGAAAGAUGACGGUCCGGUCUGUGUGCGAGGCUUUGUUUGGGUAUUGUGGUACAAUCUUGCCACCGUGUCCAUCCUGGUAGGCAGUCCAGUGGGAGCAACUGGUAAUUGCUUGUUGCAGCAAUCCCUCGAGCUGUUCCGCUCGGUGCAAUCUGCAGUGGACCCUGAACCCUUGUCCAAACAUUGGAUCAUACUCAAACUAGCCAUUUUGAACAACGAGGCUUGCGCACUCAGCGAGCUCAAUCAGUCCCGCCAACGCUUGGACCGAUUGGUCAAGAUGGGACUGGCACUGUGCAACAUGUCGGAUCUGCUAGAACCCGAAGAGCAAGAGCUAUUCUUGUGGACCGUCACGUCAAUGGCGGACGACCGUUUUGCUGCUGCCGCUUAG